Molecule: messenger RNA, 1755 nt
Organism: Argentina anserina (silverweed cinquefoil)
Lineage: Eukaryota; Viridiplantae; Streptophyta; Magnoliopsida; Rosales; Rosaceae
Product: cytochrome P450 734A1-like
Exons: 4
Coding region: 58-1569 (503 amino acids)
Molecular function (GO): heme binding; oxidoreductase activity, acting on paired donors, with incorporation or reduction of molecular oxygen; monooxygenase activity
Source: RefSeq, a predicted model, not a curated record
CAUUAAAGCAUUCAGUUUUAGAUACUCAAUUCUUCUGUGUGAGAUUGAAGCUCAUCUAUGAAUCUCCUUCUUCUUGUUCUCUCCCCUCUAGUUAUCUUCCUCUUCAAAUUUGCCUACUCAAUCCUAUGGGUCCCGUGGAGGACACAAACCCACUUCAGAAAGCAAGGCAUAAGGGGCCCUGGCUACCGUCCGAUCUUCGGCAACUCCGCCGAGAUCCGCCGUCUGUUCGCCGAAGCUCUCUCUAAGCGAGUCCCAUUCGACCACCACAUAGUUCCACUCGCCAUCCCAUUCUACCACAGGUGGUCCUGCAUGUACGGGAAGACUUUCCUCUACUGGUUCGGGCCCAAACCCAGGCUGGCAAUAUCCGACCCGGAUAUGAUCAAAGAGGUCCUUGUCAAUUCCAGUGGCUCGUUUCAGCAGAAACCAUUCACACCUUUAACUAAAACCCUCUUCGGAGAAGGCCUCGUUGGUCUCGAAGGCGAUAAAUGGGCUUUCCAUAGAAGGAUCGUUAACCAGGCCUUCAAAACGGAGCAGGUCAAGGGUUGGGUCCCAGAAAUUGUGGGGAGUGUCAUGAAGACGUUGGAGAAGUGGGAGGGUAUAAGAGGAGAGAAAGAUGAGUUUGAGAUGGAUGUGCACAAAGAAUUUCGUGAUCUUUCUGCCGAUGUUAUAUCGAGGACAGCAUUUGGAAGCAGUUUUGAGGAGGGCAAGAGAAUUUUCAACUUACAAGAACAGCAAAUGCACCUCUUCUCUAAGGCAAUUCGGAGCAUCUACAUCCCUGGAUUCAGGUUUUUGCCCACCAAGAAUAACAGAGAAAGGUGGAGACUACAAAAGGAAACUACUGAAUCAAUACGGAUGUUGAUCUUGAAUAGUCCCAAAAAGAGAGAAGAUUCAACAAAUUUACUCAGUCUGUUGAUGUCUUCUUACAAGAACCAGAGCGGUGAAGAAGAAAAAUUAGGGUUAGAUGACAUCAUAGCUGAGUGCAAGACCUUCUACCUUGCAGGAAGUGAAACAACUGCUUCUCUUUUGACUUGGGCGCUUCUCCUUCUAGCACGCCAUCAGGAUUGGCAAAGCAUGGCUAGGGAAGAAGUGAUUUGCGCUUGCGGAAACAAUAAGCUUCCUAAUGCAGAGAUUUUGAAUGAUCUUAAGAUUGUGAGCCUGAUAGUUAACGAAACGCUUAGACUCUACCCUCCAGCUCUGAUGCUAAUGAGGCAAACAUCGAAGAAGGUUAAGCUUGGGGACCUUGAUAUUCCUGCUCACACACAACUCUACUUGGCCUUGACCGCUGUCCAUCAUGACACUGAGAUAUGGGGAGCAGAUGCUAAUGAGUUCAAUCCCUCGAGGUUUUCAGAGCCUCGAAAGCAUUUAGCCUCAUUUUUUCCAUUUGGUCUGGGGCCUAGAAACUGCGCAGGUCAAAACUUGGCUCUGGUGGAAGCAAAAGUAGUCUUAGCAACCAUCAUUCGCCACUAUUCUUUUGUGGUGUCUCCAUCCUAUGUCCAUGCGCCGAUGUUGCUUAUUAGUUUACAGCCUCACUAUGGUGCUCAAAUCCUCUUCAGGAAGAUUCCAAGUUGAAAACUUAAAGCAUUGUACGUCUAGAUUAACACUUCAAAUAAUUGAUUCCUACUGUCGUGUAUUGCAUGUCCUGUUUCUGUAUGCCUUAUGUGCCAACCAAGUUUUGGUAUGUUAUAGAUUGUAAUUUGUAUUAUAUAUAUGAUGAUACAAGUAACAGAAAGGAGAACAUGUAAAUUAAUUUGGAUU